Molecule: messenger RNA, 773 nt
Organism: Racocetra persica
Lineage: Eukaryota; Fungi; Glomeromycota; Glomeromycetes; Diversisporales; Gigasporaceae
Source: the annotation of a GenBank genome assembly
UCCUCUACCAGGUCCAUUUCCACUUCCAAUAAUUGGAACCAUUUAUAUGUAUUUUGGCGAUUUAGGUAUAUUAUUCCUUAAUCUUCAAAAAAAAUAUGGUGGAAUUUUUGAAUUAUAUAAUGGUCCAGCGCGUGUAAUCUGGGUAGGAGACGCUCAACUUAUCAAGAAGAUGCAUAUUCCUUCAACAAAAACAAACUUUCCUUUUCGUUCCAGGCAUUCAUGGAUCGAUGAAGUUGCAAUCAAUACUGUUGGAAAAGGAAUUUUUUUUAAUCAUAAUUUAGAUUCUUGGAAAUAUAAUAGAAGAAUUUUAACUCAAACUGUUAUGUUACCUUCAUUUUUACGACAAUUUUUAAAAACUACUGAACAUGCUUUCAAAGAGUUUCAAGGUCAUCUAAGUAAUUUAAGAAAAGAAUGUAAUAAUAAUGAAGUCGAUUUAUCCAAGUGGAUUGUCAAAAUCCAAUCUGAAUUAUCUUCUCGUACAUCUACUGGUAGACCUGCAAAAACUCUGCUUUCUUAUUAUAACAAACUUUCAUCAAAUGGUUCAAAAGUCUCAAAACUUCAAUCAACCGAAGAAUUAAUCAACCGACUUCGAACAUGGCUAGUUACUGCGCAAUUCGUUUAUUUCUUACCAAGAUAUUUAAGAUUUUGCCCUCCAUUAUAUUACUUUCAAUGGAAACAUCAAAACAAUAUUCAAUGGUUAGAUGAUUAUUUAACCAAUCUUAUAAUUAAUAGAAAAAAAGAAAUUGAAAAUACUCCUAAAGAUAAACCUUUAG